This is a messenger RNA of Candida dubliniensis CD36, 2190 nucleotides long. Its product is annotated as phosphoprotein phosphatase. Gene Ontology annotation, cellular component: cytoplasm. Gene Ontology annotation, molecular function: phosphoprotein phosphatase activity. The coding region runs from base 1 to 2190 and encodes 729 amino acids. Lineage: Eukaryota; Fungi; Ascomycota; Pichiomycetes; Serinales; Debaryomycetaceae. The transcript has a single exon. The record is from RefSeq and is a predicted model, not a curated record.
AUGUUACUACCUAAAAGACUAUUACGACUGCUAAUUUAUUUGGCAUUUUUCUUAGCGGUCUCUCUCUUUUUGUUAUUACUUGCAAACAAACAUCAGAUUAUUGAGAUCAAUAAAUAUAUUCCGUUUGAUAUAUUUGGUACUGCGGCACCAUUAUUUUUCCAACCACCUUCGGAUCUGUUUAUUGUGGAUAUAUCAUUUAACAAUUGCUUCAAGUUAGGUUUCAAUAAUAAAAGAUGCGGACUACCUGAUGUCAGCAAAGGAUUAUUGGGUGACAAAGCACAAUGGUAUCGAUUAAAAAAAGACAUAUGUCUAGGAUCUUCAUGGAGUAAAAGACAAUAUUUAAAUUAUAAAAAAAUAAAACAUGAUGAGUUUGAAAAGUACUUGUCAGCGGGAAAGAAGAAUAAAGAAAAUGUUGUUGACGAAGUCAUUAUAGAUAUUGCAGUUGCCGAUCCAGUUAAUGAUGUUAAAAUAAAGGGAAACGAAAAAUUGAAAUUACCAAAAUACAUUAUACAAACUUUCCAUAAUGUACAAGUAUAUGAUGAUGAUACCCAUGCAAGUUUUAUGGAACAAAAUAACGACAAUAGAGUGAAUGCUGCUCCAGUAGAUGAUAAAAUACAAGCAGAAUUGGAGUCUGAUGGCAACAAGGAUAUCGAAAGUGCAGAAGAGAACCGAAAAGAAGAAGAGAGUAAGAAAGAACAAGAUGAUGAAAGAAAGGAAGCAGCACAAGAAGAUGCGAAAGAGAAGGGAAAAGAAGCAGACCAAUUAAAGCAAUCUUCAGAACAGAACGACAACGACCAUCCCAAGGAAUUUGAAGAAAACAUUAAACCUGAAUCACCUAAAGGAGACGACAAGAAAGAUAAACGGGAGAUUGUUACAAAUAGAAAUGAUUUGAAUAGAGUGCUUUAUGUUCCUAAAAUGGAUGCAGUUCUAAAAAGUGGAUGGAGAUACAAGUCUAAUGGUAUCUGGUUGAAAUAUGGUCCACAUAACAGCAAGAAUACAGUAUCAGCGAUAGAUUUAUUGUUUGGAUACGAAGCAGUUGAUCCUAGACCAAAUUGGAAUUUAAUCAAAAUUCCAAUUACCGGAGUUUCCAACCCAUCAAACUUGCCUGCAUACAUCACAUUUAGAAGAGGACCAAAAAUUGAUUACAAAAAAGAGUUUGAAACAACAUUGGCAAUGAACUCAGAGGAUAAAUUUAAAAUCCUUCAAAUCGCAGAUUUGCAUUUUUCAACUGGAUAUGGUAAAUGUUUGGAUCCCCAACCUCCAUCAUCAGCAAAAGGUUGCAAAGCCGAUUCAAGAACUUUGGAAUUUAUUAAUAAAGUGUUGGAUUUGGAAAAACCCGAUAUGGUUGUUUUGACUGGGGAUCAGAUAUUUGGUGAUGCUUCACCAGAUCUGGAAUCCUCUGCAUUUAAGGCAUUAAAUCCUUUUGUGGAACGGAAAAUUCCAUUUGCAAUCACAGUUGGAAACCAUGAUGAUGAAGGGUCAUUGAAAAGAGAGGAGAUUAUGGGUAUCUAUACUGAUAUGCCGUACUCAGUUGCAGCCAUGGGUCCCGACUCAAUUGACGGAUUUGGUAACUAUGUGGUAACCGUGCAGGGGAAGUCAUCCAAAAGUACAGCAUUGUCGUUAUAUUUUGUUGAUUCCCAUGCUUAUUCCAAGACGCCCAAAAUCACACCAGGUUAUGAUUGGAUCAAAGAGAAUCAGUUGAUUUAUCUAAAACAAGAAGCAGAAUCAAUCCAAGAUAGUGUGGAAAAAUACAGAAAGAGCAACAAGAUUCCGUUGGCAAUGGCAUUCUUUCACAUUCCAUUACCAGAAUUCAGAAACUUGAAUCAACCUUUUAUUGGAGAAAACCGUGAAGGUGUUACUGCUCCACGUUAUAAUUCAGGAGGUAGACAAGUGUUGAGGGAGAUUGGUGUAAGUGUAGCUAGUGUUGGACAUGACCAUUGUAAUGAUUACUGUUUGCAGGAUACCCAACAAUCUCUGUCAUCAGCAGAUAACAAAAUGUGGUUAUGUUAUGGUGGAGGAGCAGGGUUAGGUGGAUAUGGUGGAUAUAACGGAUACAUUAGAAGAAUGAGAGUUUAUGAACUAGAUACCAGUAAAGGUGAGAUCAAAACUUGGAAACGCAGUGAGGACAAUCCUGGUAAUGUUAUUGAUGAACAGGUAUUGGUGACAAACGGUGAAGUGGUUAAUUGGUAG